AUGAGGCGUUCCAGAAACAAGGCCCUUGUUUGUCUGCGUGAGGCGUUUAUACGUCAGCAGCGGUGCUGCAACACGGAUGGGAGACAGCCGUAUCGACGUCGCUCCUCGGAUCCUCAAACCAUUAGGGAGAUCGGUAAUUUUCAGAGGGAUUUGCGGUUUUCGAAGCGGCGUCCUCUUCCAACGGCGCCAUGGCUGCAGGACAAGAAGCGAACCUACAUGGAUGAUGCUGAACGAUUGUAUGGACGGAAGGAAACGUGGUGCAAGGUUAAGGAUGUGGCACUGCGUGAGAAGUUGGCGUCUUUGCUACAAGACUGUUUGAAAGACAUGAUUGACGCAACUAAACUGGAGGUGCGUAGCGCAAAGAAGUAUAUGCAGCUCACCAACCAAAUGGACUCUGAAUAUCGUAGUUACGUGGCUGCAGCAACCUUUUCCUUUCCACACGCGCUUCGUUCUUGGGCACUGACGGUGUGUCAGAAGGAGGGAGAGGAAAACCGUCUGCUGUCUGCACCAUGUGGUGCUCAAGAAGGCGCUUCAUCAUGUGAAGACGGUGCUACUUCUCCGCUUGCAGACGAGGAAUGUGAAAAUGCGACCAACGAAGGAGGGCAAAACCAAAUGAUACAUCUGACGCGGAGGAAGUUUUUGGAAUCGCGACGUCGCCAAGGUGAGGAGGCCGUGCUGGAGAAUACGCCUGCCACCAUGGAUCUCUUGAAGGAUGAGAAGCGAACCGCCCCUUAUUCGGCAUUUCCGUUUUUGCGUCAACGAGCCAUGGAGAAGGAAACCACUCUGGACCCGUCUUUGGUGGAUUGGACUGCAAAGUACUUUCCAGAGGACGACGACCGCACUUUCUCCUCCCCACCAAAGCUCCACAGGGAUACAGAGGAGGGGGGAACAAGUUCGGCCUCUUCAAUUGCACCAACGUCAACAGGGAAUAAUGAUUCCCCCUAUUCUAAGCCAAAUGCACGUCGUCGAUUGCAGCGCUCGCUAAGGCUGCAUGAAGACAUGCAUCGUCCCACAUUUGAUGCGGAGGGGGUGUUUUACCGUGUUCGUCGACAAGGCAACGAAGAGGAUCGUGCGGCGAAACCGCGGGCUGCCCGUGGCUCUGACGCAAAAACUGACCGAAAUGGCGAAGUGGUGAAGGUGCCAUGGGACACUGUGGUGAAGGCAAACGAGCAAGGCUACUCUGUGGAUGUCUUACGUGCAAAGGAGCGACUACUACGGCUUUCAAGAGGCGAGGAUCCAGCGACCAUUCCGUGA
Trypanosoma rangeli is the source of this 1254-nucleotide messenger RNA. Its product is annotated as putative U4/U6 small nuclear ribonuclear protein. NCBI's taxonomy places the organism in Eukaryota, Euglenozoa, Kinetoplastea, Trypanosomatida, Trypanosomatidae. The record is from RefSeq and is a predicted model, not a curated record. The transcript has a single exon. The coding region runs from base 1 to 1254 and encodes 417 amino acids.